AUGCGCCUCAGCGACGUCGGCAUCGACUUCCACGCGUCUUCAGGCCAGCACAGGGCGCCGCUUCAACCUCUGGAGUACUUCCGGUCCCAGGAGAUCGCAUCUUGUUUCCACGCCUGCUCAUGUCGGCGCACACUGGGGCUACGUCCCACUGUCCCUCACAAUUCGUCGAUCGCCAACAAUACACCACAACUUUCAGCGAUCCGCUUGAUUUUGCAGCGACCUGUGGGUCUCGCGCCGUUCAUAAUCUUCGGCCCGUACGCCAGGACCGGAAAGACCGUGACGGUUGUCGAGCCAUACGCCAAAUACUUCUCCGCAAAACGACGCUUGCAUUCUUGCUGCGCUCCCAGCAACAGCGCGCCGACAUCCUGGCGAGCGACUGAUGGCGCUGGUCCCGACAACUUUCCGACACUACGCGGUGUCGCGCAAGAGGAAUGCAGUGCCCAGCAGCUCCUCCUUUCACCUACACCAAGCGGGGGAAUCUUCGCGGUUCCGGCGCUCGAUACUCUUGCCAAGUAUCGAGUGAUCGUGUCGACUUGCGGUUCUGCAUCGUUCGCGGGCACUUCAGCCACUUUCGUGGACGAAGCUGGUCAAGCGACCGAGGCCGAGGUCAUGACGGCUAUCCGGCCGAUGGCGGUUCCUACGACGAGCAUCUGGCCGAUCAUCAGGUCGAGUGCCGCACGCGAUCUCGGCUUGGGCGUGUCGUAUUUGGAGAGACUCAUGGAGCGAGAGGCAUAUAGCGAGCAAUCCGGCAGAGGAACCGGAUUCGUGAAGCUCGUGAAGAACUUCCGGUCGCAUAGCGCGAUUUUGAACUUCCCGAGUGAGACGUUCUACGCGAACGAGCUGCAAGUGUGCGGUUCUCCGUCGACCAUCAACUCGUUCAUCGGAUGGCCGCAUCUAGUCAACCGCAAGUUCCCCGUCGUAUUCCAUUCGAUAUCCGGCCAGGACGAACGGGAAGCUUCAUCGCCGUCUUACUUCAACAUAGAUGAAGCCACCGUUGUCAAAGACUACAUCCAGAAGUUGAAGGCUAAUACCGCCUAUAGGAUAUCGGACGAGGAUAUCGGAAUCAUAGCACCGUAUCGCGCGCAAGUCCGCAAACUACGCAUGGCGCUGUCUGGCUUUGCUCCAGACGUCAAGGUAGCCAGCGUCGAAGAGUUCCAAGGACAGGAACGCCGCGUCAUAAUUCUCACUACUGUACGGAGCACGCGGGACUUGCUACAAUACGACCAGCGAUACACGCUCGGCUUCGUUGCGAAUCCACGCAGGUUCAACGUGGCUGUUACCCGUGCGAAGGCUCUGCUCGUGGUCGUCGGCAACGCCUCUGUCCUCUCCACGGACCCGCUGUGGAGACGAUUCCUCAACUACGUCCACAGGAACAACGGCUGGCGCGGAGAGGCUAUUUCUUGGAAUCCAACGGAUCCUGUGCAGGAUGACGGCGAGUACGCAAGCCAGUUGCGCGAGCAAGGUGUUGCGGACGUGGCUGCCUUCAUGCGUCGCAUGCAGCUCUACUCGGAUGAAUCGGGCUCGGCCGCAGAAGAUCUUGAAAGCGGGGCGAACAUGGAUAUGGCAUUUGUUGAGCCCCAGUGA
This is a messenger RNA of Fomitopsis serialis, 1584 nucleotides long. Its product is annotated as AAA domain-containing protein. The coding region runs from base 1 to 1584 and encodes 527 amino acids. The transcript is spliced from 9 exons. NCBI's taxonomy places the organism in Eukaryota, Fungi, Basidiomycota, Agaricomycetes, Polyporales, Fomitopsidaceae. The record is from RefSeq and is a predicted model, not a curated record.